Molecule: messenger RNA, 417 nt
Organism: Penicillium angulare
Lineage: Eukaryota; Fungi; Ascomycota; Eurotiomycetes; Eurotiales; Aspergillaceae
Product: VOC family protein
Exons: 4
Coding region: 1-417 (138 amino acids)
Source: RefSeq, a predicted model, not a curated record
AUGGCGACUAAAUUCGCUGUCAAAUCACUCGAUCACCUGGUACUGACCGUGCGCUCCAUCCCAGAGACAGUGGCCUUUUACACCACCCACUUGGGCAUGCGACACGAGGUGUUUGCAUCACCUGCCAGCCCAACCAUUCAAAGACAUGCUCUUAUCUUUGGGAGCCAGAAAAUCAACCUUCACCAAUCAGGAAAAGAAUUCGAGCCCAAGGCACAAAACGUCAUGCCCGGGAGUGGAGAUCUGUGUUUCUUGACAGAUGAAAAUGUGGAGAAAGUCUUGCAAGCAUUUCAGCAAGCGAAAAUAGAGGUCCUUGAGGGUGCCAAGGUUGUAGACAGAACCGGGGCAGCCGGAAAGAUCAGGAGUGUCUACGUGAGAGACCCUGAUGGGAAUCUUAUUGAAGUAUCCAACUAUGCUUAA